GGCACGGCCAAGGCAGCACGGCACGGCUGGCAGUCCACGACAAGCCUGCCUUCGACUUGGACGCGUCGCACGCACACCCCGCGGUGCGGUACACGUUAUAGAGUGAAGUGAAUCCCGUGAACACCCCGUCGUGGAGGGGCUAUGGUCGAGGCCCAGACAGGACGCAGCUGAGGCCCGGAGAGCUCAGGAGACAGAGGCGCGCCGAUAUAUUGAUCAGGGGCGCCGCCAGCCGCGCCAGGCUCGGCCUGUCAGAGGCCGGAUCAGGGAGUCGGCUGUAAAGCAACGAAGAUGGCGAUCCUGCUGUACGCCGGCGUGGGCCUGGGCAUCGCCGUGCCCUUGGUGUUCGCCCUCAGCAGGACUGUGCGCUACUACGCCAAGCUCACGUUCUGGUACCUGGGCAUCACCGUCACCGGCCUGCUCUUCAUCCCGCUCAUGGCCCUCCGGCCGCGCCACCCACACAACUUAGUAGCAUGGAGCGCCGUAUGUAAACACUUCGGCUUUUUCAUCGGCCAGAAAUACACCUUUAGAGGACUGCACCACCUGGAGAACCUCGGGGCGUGCGUGGUGGUGGCCAACCAUCAGCAUGCCAUCGACGGGACGGGGAUGAACAAAUUGUGGGCUGCGCUCAAGAGGUGUACAAUCGUGUCCAAAAAGGAGGUGCUGUACGCCGGGCCCUUCGGCCUGGGCCUCUGGCUGGGUGGCGUCAUCUUCAUCGACCGGCUCAACUCGGAGAAGUCUCGGGAGGCCAUCAACAAAGUGUCGACAAAGCUCAAGAGGGACGACCUGAAGCUGUGGAUGUUCCCGGAGGGCACCCGGCGCAACACUGGGGAGAUCCACUCCUUCAAGAAGGGCGCCUUCCACGUCGCUAUUGCUGCUGGGAUCCCAGUCCUGCCCAUCGUGUACUCGCAGUACUACUUCAUGGACGAGAAGCAACGCAGAUUUGACAAUGGCAACAUCAUCAUCUCAAUACUGCCGCCUAUUCCGACUGAGGGAAUGACCGUAUCUGACGUCAACGAUCUCAUGGAUCAAAGUCACAAGCUCAUGAGUGAGGAAUUCUCCAAAAUCAGCGCCGCUGCACAAGUGGGAAAGAGCUUAAAUUAAGUUACUUUCCUGUUUUUUAAAUAUUUUUUUUUCACUUCAAUUUGCUGUUGAUGUUUGUUUUCUUUGUUAUGAAUUCCGUAAGAACGAACAUUGUGACAGAAUGAAUGUGUUGUACGUAGUUGUUGCUGGGCAUCUUACUGCAUCAAUACUUUUUAAUUAUUUGAUAAAGACUGUAGGUGUUGCUGUACUUUGUUUUUAAGAAUCAUGAAGCCUAUGAGUGGACUUUGCCAUUUUUUUCCCUCUUUAUUGUUGUACUUUUCACUGCGCCUUUUAUUAUACUUGUAAUUAUUAGAUUCUAUGCGACUAGUCUAGACUUAGAUACUAAAUGUGCUUUCCUUUUCUUAAUAAAUGGAGAUCAAAAACAUG
Molecule: messenger RNA, 1467 nt
Organism: Frankliniella occidentalis (western flower thrips)
Lineage: Eukaryota; Metazoa; Arthropoda; Insecta; Thysanoptera; Thripidae
Product: 1-acyl-sn-glycerol-3-phosphate acyltransferase alpha
Exons: 5
Coding region: 289-1101 (270 amino acids)
Biological process (GO): phosphatidic acid biosynthetic process
Cellular component (GO): endoplasmic reticulum; membrane
Molecular function (GO): 1-acylglycerol-3-phosphate O-acyltransferase activity
Source: RefSeq, a predicted model, not a curated record